Aspergillus tanneri is the source of this 474-nucleotide messenger RNA. RefSeq lists its product as uncharacterized. Lineage: Eukaryota; Fungi; Ascomycota; Eurotiomycetes; Eurotiales; Aspergillaceae. Bases 1 to 474 code for a protein of 157 amino acids. The transcript has 2 exons. The record is from RefSeq and is a predicted model, not a curated record.
AUGUCUCUCGUCCAUUUGUCAAUGCCAGGAGAGACGGAGGCUUCCAAUAUUCCUUACUCGACCUCCCUAGGUCAUAGAUUGAUCAACUUCCGCCUCGAAAAUGUCCCCGACAGCCCGAAAACCCAGAAUUUGGAGGACUUGAGCCAGACGAAAGGCGCCACGUCAGAGUCUCCGAGCUUUAGUGCAGAUGCAUGGGCUCAACAGUGCAAUUAUGAAUACCGCACCGGAGAGACAUGUGGCAUGAGACUUGUUAAUAUGACCGAGUUCGAGAAGACGCAAUGCCGCCUUUGUGAAAAGAUUGAAACCAAGUAUCGUCGGCGAAGCGCCGAGACGGAACGAUUGAACCGAUGGAAACGUGAAGGGGGUACGCUUGUAGCCUCAAUGGACCGAUCACAGAAACUCAUAAUGGAUUUGGAUAAAGAAAUUUUCCAGCUCUCGCGAGAACGCGAAGACAAAAGGAAGGCAUUGUCUUGA